Molecule: messenger RNA, 477 nt
Organism: Caenorhabditis briggsae
Lineage: Eukaryota; Metazoa; Nematoda; Chromadorea; Rhabditida; Rhabditidae
Exons: 4
Coding region: 1-477 (158 amino acids)
Biological process (GO): regulation of canonical Wnt signaling pathway
Cellular component (GO): cytoplasm
Molecular function (GO): protein kinase A binding; kinase regulator activity
Source: RefSeq, a predicted model, not a curated record
AUGACGCAGCAAACGGGAAAUGAUUCCUUGACCGAGACAACGACUCCGCCAACCACACCUGUGACAGUGAAGAAGCCACCGUUCUGCGAAAACUGUCACACCGACGCAGAAAAGACUGGUCUCGAAGAGACCGCAAUGGCUGCAGUUCGCGAACAUGCAUUCGCAGUGAACCUCAUCGGUGUCAGCGAGAUGCUUCCUCGCACUUCGCAGUUGCUCUUCAUCAAUGUUACCACAGCUGAAAACCACACUCAUUGCAUUGAACUGACCAUCAAAGGCUGGCGAGUGGCUUCGAACCGAAACGAUUGCAUGAACGGCGAUUUCCGGCAGCUGAGUAUUCAUACCAAGUACUUUGAAACGCUGCAUGCGCUUCUCACUGAAAUCUCCCCGGAAUACCGUCAAAGGUUCGGCGGGGAAUUGAUCACCAAGUUGAGUGCUGUGGCCGUUGAGCAAGAAAAGAAGGGUCAAAACACCGAAUGA